AUGACUUCUUCUCGUCUUUUCCUACUUUCUGCUGUCGGCAUAUUUUAUCAUUUUGUGGCAUGUGUCUCUGGUCAUGCCUACUUCUCUUAUCCAACUCCUCGUAACACUUAUUGUACUAAUUCUACAUGCACCUCUAAUGGUGUAGCAGGAGCUCAAGGACCGGUUUGGCUUUUACCAGCGAAUAGUACAUUAGUCACAGCAAGUCCAACAAGUCAAGCAACAUGUAAUGGUUCUACUUUGGCGAUUCCUGCUCCAGCGGGUAAUAGCUACGAUCCGGGAUUCAAAGGCACAACAGCCACUUCAUGGUCAGCUGGUUCACUUCAAACACUUCAAAUAUUCGUUUCCGAAAUUCAUUCAGCCGAAAAUCAAACGAUUUAUCCAACUGAUGGGUGGCAAAUCCGUUAUCGGGAUGGUGCACAGUCCGGUUCAACAUUUUCUCCCAUUGCAUUUACUUAUGUAAAUGUAUCAACAGUGGCAUCUGUUGGUCCUGCUCCGGCCGCUGGAUUUCAGUUAGGUCAGACAGUUCUUGCUACAAUUACUGUCCCCUCUACUACGACUACAGAUGGCAUAUUUCAGUUUUUCUGGCGUAACAACGAAGUUGGUCCGGGUGUUAUGUGGUUAUCGUGUGCCGAUGUUACCAUUACUGCUCUCAGCACUACUCCUGGUCUAAACACUACUCCUACACUGGGUACCACUCCUGCAGUCGGCACUACUCCUGCUCCACCAACAUUCUUUGUUAUUUUUAUCGCUCUUCUGGCCGCUGUUGGUGCAGCAUUAGUUUUCUAG
Messenger RNA from Didymodactylos carnosus, 786 nucleotides. Lineage: Eukaryota; Metazoa; Rotifera; Eurotatoria; Philodinida; Philodinidae. The record is from the annotation of a GenBank genome assembly.